CGUUGUAUUCUGCCCAAUUCAUCCUCCUGAACCCGAUCUGGAGGGAGAGAUAAGAGUGAGAAACUUGGAAACCCUAGCUAUGGAGAAAGACAAGUCGAGCAAACGCGACCGCAGAGAUCGAGACAGAGACUACGACAAACAUCGCAGCCGUGAUGCCGACGAAAAGCGAUCGUCAAAGGACUCCGAAUACCACCGCCACCACCACCGAUCGGACCGCGAUUCCAGGCGCGAGCGCUCUCGCGAGCCCCGCGACCACAAAUCUCGCCGCGAACGGUCGCGCGAGCCGAGCGACGACGGCCGGGAUGUCUCGCGCGACCACCGUGAGCGGUCCUACGAGCCAAGGGAUGAGAGGGAAGGGAGCAGAGAGAGGUCCAGGCAUCGGGAAGCGAAGCGCGAGAGGUCAGAGGAGCGAGAAGAAUCGAAGCGUAAGAGGAAAGAAAGGGAGAGGAGUGAGGGUCGAGAUGGCGAGGGUGAUGAUUUAGAAGAUAAGAAGAGGUCUAGGGUUUCGGAGGGGGAGAGGAAAGAGAGGAAGCGAUUCGAGGAAGAUGGUCACGAAGUGAAUGGUGGUCAGAAAAAGAGUAGGAGGUUUGGUGACCGCCGAGUAAAGGAGGAAGAGGGCAGAGAGAAUGGCGAAGUUGUUGAACGGAGAACUGAAUUGAAUGUGAAUGCGAGCGAGGUUAAUGUUAAGGAAGAAGAAGUUGGGGAUGAUCAUAUUGGCAAUUUCCAGAGCGUCGCCGCCACCCCAAAUGGGAUUGGUCGGGUGGGUAAUGGCGCUGCUAUGGAACCUACUAUGACAUCUAGGAUUGUGCCUGAGACCUCUUUCGCUCCCAUUCAUCCCCUUCCUACCAAGGUAUCUUCAAUUCCUACAACAAAUGAAAAUAAGGGAGUUAGUAUUACCAGAUCUCAUGAGGUUCAUGGAAAAUCUAGUACAGAUGGAACAUCUUCAACUGCUGGGAAAAGUGCGAAUCUGUCUCUUGGUGAUGUUGAAAAAAUCAAGAGAACUUUACAAAAGCAGAAGGAAUUGACUGAGAAGCUGAAGAAGCUUAACCAGUUGAAGAAGGAAGGCAAUUUAAGCAAAGAUGCUAGCCAGAACUUGGAAUUGAAGGAGGGACUGAAACCACCAGCUACUACUGCUGGGUUGCUACACGCACCGACCCCAUCAACAGCUGUUACUACAGCUGCUUCUGUGGCAACAUUUGACUCAUCUGCCCUACCCAUAUCUGCAGCAGCCGUUCCCAACUUUGAAGCUGUAAAACGUGCACAAGCACUUGCUGCUCAGAUGGGGUUCCGUCAGGACCCUGAUUUUUCUCCUCUCAUAAACUCAUUUCCAGGACAGGUGGCUACUGAUGUUGCUGCCCCGCAGAAGCCUACUAAGGCCCCUGUUCUUCGUCUUGAUGCUCUUGGAAGGGAAAUAGAUGAACAUGGAAACUUAGUGAAUGUGACGAAACCAAACAACCUCAGUACCCUAAAGGUCAACAUUAACAAACAGAAGAAAGAAGCAUUCCAGAUUCUAAAACCUGAAUUGGAUGUGGAUCCUGAAAAGAAUCCUCAUUUUGAUCCGGAUGUGGGCAUCAGUAAAAAUUUUUUGAGGCCAAAGAGGAUGGGUUUCGCGUUUGUAGAGGAAGGAAAAUGGACAAGAGAUGCUGAGCUUAUAAAAUUAAAGAGUAAAUUUGGAGAAGCACAAGCCAAAGAGCAAAGAGCAAAGCAGCAACAGUUUGCAAAGGCAAAGGCAGCGCCAGAUAUUAAUCCAAAUUUGAUAGAAGUAGGGGAGAGAGUUAUCACCAAAGAAAAACCAAAGGAUCCAAUUCCUGAAAUUGAGUGGUGGGAUGUGCCACUGUUGCACUCUGGUACUUAUAAGGAAGUUGUUGAUGCCACAGUAGCUGAAGAUAAAUUAAAGAUGGAGAAAAUCACAAUCUAUAUUGAGCAUCCUCAACCUAUUGAGCCCCCUAUUGAGCCAGCUCCUCCACCGCCUCAGCCACUGAAGCUGACCAAGAAGGAACAGAAAAAACUACGUACACAGAAACGUCUGGCCAGAGAGAAAGAUAGGCAGGAGAUGAUUAGACAAGGCCUGCUUGAGCCCCCAAAGCCAAAAGUUAAAAUGAGUAAUUUGAUGAAGGUUCUUGGCUCUGAAGCAACCCAAGAUCCAACCAGGCUUGAAAAGGAGAUCCGGAGUGCAGCUGCUGAACGUGAACAAGCUCAUGUAGACAGGAAUAUAGCACGGAAGCUCACUCCUGCCGAGCGUCGUGAGAAGAAAGAAAGGAAGCUUUUUGAUGACCCUAAUAACGUGGAGACCAUCGUCUCAGUUUACCGGAUCAACGAGCUGUCACAUCCAAAGGCCCGCUUCAAGAUAGAUGUUAAUGCGCGAGAGAACCGGCUGACUGGAUCUUGUGUGAUAUCAGAUGGUAUUAAUGUUGUGGUUGUUGAAGGUGGAAGCAAGUCUAUCAAGAGGUAUGCAAAGGUUAUGCUUAGGCGCAUAAACUGGGCUGAGGCAGUAAAAGAAGAGGAAGAAGACGAUGAUGCUGACGAUGACAAGCCUCCUAACAAGUGCGUGUUAGUAUGGCAAGGAAGUGUUGCAAGACGGAGCUUCAAUAGGUUUUCUGUUCAUGAAUGCAUGACUGAAGCUGCUGCCCGGAAGGUUUAUGCUGAUGCUGGCGUUGCUCAUUACUGGGAUCUUGCGGUCAACUUUCAAGAUGAUAAUUAGUAUUUGGAGAUGUUGCUUCGAUGAAGUAUUCCGUGUUCCUUGUCUUAUAUUUGCUCAACGUGGCCACUUCGCUACAACAUUUUGGUAACUGAAUAGUAGUUCUAAAAUUUGCCCUUUGCGAUUUCUUAAUACGGCACCUUUUAUGUUGCAUAUGCCUAUCUUAAGUGAACCAUUCUGUCCAAUGGCUGGCACAAAUUGAUUGCUUAAAUGAGAACACUUUGCAUUUCAAGAUGCUGUAAUUAAGUUGAAACUCUGAGAGUUGGGUAA
Molecule: messenger RNA, 2968 nt
Organism: Pyrus x bretschneideri (Chinese white pear)
Lineage: Eukaryota; Viridiplantae; Streptophyta; Magnoliopsida; Rosales; Rosaceae
Product: protein RDM16-like
Exons: 6
Coding region: 80-2701 (873 amino acids)
Biological process (GO): mRNA splicing, via spliceosome
Cellular component (GO): U4/U6 x U5 tri-snRNP complex
Source: RefSeq, a predicted model, not a curated record